Erigeron canadensis is the source of this 2547-nucleotide messenger RNA. RefSeq names its product low affinity sulfate transporter 3-like. The coding region runs from base 162 to 2255 and encodes 697 amino acids. Gene Ontology annotation, biological process: transmembrane transport. NCBI's taxonomy places the organism in Eukaryota, Viridiplantae, Streptophyta, Magnoliopsida, Asterales, Asteraceae. Gene Ontology annotation, molecular function: secondary active sulfate transmembrane transporter activity. Gene Ontology annotation, cellular component: membrane. The record is from RefSeq and is a predicted model, not a curated record. The transcript is spliced from 11 exons.
ACCUUAACAUAAAUGCUGGUUAUGUCCUUUAGUAUCUCUUGUUUUCGAGUCAUUUGCAUAUAACUAUAUUCUCUUGGAAAUAACUCGGUUUGUUCCGAAAUAUGUUUUAAGUCUCUCAAUAUCAACUUGGGUUUCCCCAAACACUUCAAAGAAACUAAAGAAUGGCUACAUCAUUGCCUACUGAUGUUUCUACCACCGCAACUGAACAUGUCUUUCAUGCUGAAAGACACGUUCAGUUGCAGCUUAGCUCUGAUGAGCGUCAGCGAAUCACUGAACGGACCAAAUGGGUCCUAGAUUCACCUGACCCUCCUGGCUUUCGCCAAGAGAUUCUAGGGUCUAUCAAAAGCGCCGUUUUUUGUCAGAAAAACAAGAAACUCAGCUCGUCGCAACCUCCAUUGGCUUGCGUUGUGGCGUUUUUGCGUUCUGUGUUCCCGAUACUUAGCUGGGCCAAGGACUACAAAGUUUCCAUGUUCAAGAGUGACUUGCUUUCAGGUCUAACCCUUGCUAGCUUAUGCAUACCCCAGAGUAUUGGGUAUGCUGCUUUAGCCCAACUUAAACCACAAUAUGGCUUAUACACUAGUGUUGUACCACCUUUGAUAUAUACAACUAUGGGGACUUCACGAGAGUUAGCCAUUGGUCCGGUGGCUGUGGUUUCGCUUCUAAUAUCCGCCAUGGUCUCAAAAGUAAUAAAUCCAGUGGUUGAUCCUGUGUCCUACACUAAGCUUGUGUUCACUGUCACCUUCAUUACCGGUGCAUUCCAAGCUCUUUUCGGCUUGUUUAGGUUGGGUUUUCUUGUCGAUUUUCUGUCGCAAGCAGCAAUCGUAGGAUUCAUGGCUGGUGCAGCCAUUGUUAUAGGUCUUCAACAGCUAAAAGGCUUGCUUGCCAUAAGUCAUUUCACCACAAAAACUGAUGUUGUUUCAGUGCUGAUUGCUGUGAUUAAAUCAUUCAAGACUUCAUGGUACCCUCAGAAUUUUAUCCUUGGAUGUUCAUUUCUCAUCUUUAUCUUGAUCACAAGAUUUAUUGGAAAAAGGAACAGAAAGUUAUUUUGGUUACCGGCUAUAGCUCCUCUAGUGUCCGUCAUUCUCUCCACCGCGAUUGUUUACCUAACAAGAGCCGAUGAGCACGGAGUUAAAAUAAUUAAACAUGUCCAAGGAGGACUAAAUCCAAGUUCAGUUAGUCAGCUGCAGUUUAACAGUCCACAUCUCAGAGAAGCAGUCAAAAUCGGGCUUGUUUGUGCCAUCAUAGCUCUAACGGUUUGUCUAGCUAAAAGUUAUAAAAACGUUACCAAUUAUAGAACAAAAAAAAGAUUAGUUCUUAAUGACAAUGCAUUUAUACAGGAAGCUGUGGCAGUUGGUCGGUCUUUUGCUACGAUUAAAGGAUAUAAUAUGGACGGGAAUAAAGAAAUGAUCGCUAUGGGGUUCAUGAACAUAGCUGGAUCUAUGUCUUCAUGCUAUGUUGCAACCGGUUCAUUUUCACGGACUGCUGUGAACUUUUACGCUGGUUGUCAAACUGCGGUGUCUAAUGUAGUCAUGGCUAUCACGGUGCUUAUAAUGCUACAACUAUUCACGGGGCUUUUAUACUACACUCCAGUUGCUAUACUAUCCUCCAUAAUUUUAUCUGCCCUUCCUGGUUUGAUCAACUAUAGUGAAGCUUAUAAUAUUUGGAAAGUCGACAAAUUGGACUUUUUGGCUUGUGCCGGAGCCUUCUUUGGUGUGUUAUUUGCUUCGGUAGAGAUGGGUCUUAUGGUCGCGGUUGCAGUUUCCUUUGCUAAGAUAAUCCUUAACGCUCUAAGACCCCGUGUGGAAGAACUAGGGAGGCUUCCCGGAACAGAUAUCUUCUGCGAAGUUGAUCAGUAUCCUGUUGCUCAUGCGGUUCCUGGUGUUCUAAUAAUCCGACUUAACUCAGGGUUGUUGUGCUUUACAAAUGCAAAUCCACUUAGAGAUAGGAUAUUGAAAUGGGUAGCGGAAGAGAAUGAAAAAGAAGCUAUAAAAAGACCUGUCAAUGGAAUAAUCCUCGACAUGUCUAGUGUGACGAACAUUGAUUAUGCCGGAAUUCUAGCACUUGAAGAAACUAACAAGAAAUUGCUUUCUGGAGGCAUCAAACUAGCUAUUGCGAGCCCAAGAUGGCAAGUGAUUCACAAACUGAAAGUCGCAAAGUUUGUUGAUAAAGUUGGAAGAGACUGCAUCUUCCUCACUGUUUGUGAAGCUGUUGAUUCCUUUGUUGGCUCCAAGUUCAACGGUCCUGGAAAUUGUUGAUCAUAUCUACGCAUAUAUCCAUAUGACUUCUAACGAAGGAGGCUGAUCCCUAAACUCUUCCGCUUAGAAGCCCAACUCAUAUAUAGUAUGUACGGACCACUUCCCAUUUUGUAUUUUGUAUGAUAUAUAUAUGCUAGUUUGUUUUGUUUUUGCUUGAUUGUGCGAGUGAAUAAAUAAGAUCACGGCAAAAUGGGUAUCUUAAAACACCUCUCCAACCAGGUGCAUUGUAUUUUCCUUUCAAAGUUUAAACAUAUUGAUAACUAUGAAAAUGUAACGAUGGUUUUUCACAUUA